AUGGCCGGGUCUGGCCAAAAUCAUCAACAAACAAAAUAUUCGUUUUUUCAUUCGAAUAACUCAUCUCUAGUCGGUAAUAAAACAUCAUCUGUAUGCACUACAACAUACCAAGAUCAAUCGAUGAUGAGCUCGUCGGCAUCUCCUUGGUAUCAUCCAUCAGCUGUCAGCGGUGAUAACGAAGAUUCAGCAUUUUGUGAUGGAAACAAUUUAUCUACUGAACCAGUAACAACAAUGAAUAAACAACCAUCAUCUUUAUCAUUAAACACUGAUUGUACAUAUCCAAAUCAACAACCAUAUGAAAAUUAUGGACACUUUUUUGUUAAAAAAACCUUUCAUAAACCAACAUAUUGUCAUCAUUGUGUCGAAAUGUUAUGGGGACUUAUUGGACAAGGAUAUUAUUGCGAAGUAUGCAAUUUUAUUUGUCACGAUCGUUGUCGAAAAUAUGUCAUAUCGCCAUGCUCAAGCAUUGCACCUAUACUUAUAAAAAAUCCCGUGUGUCACAUAUGGUCGGAUAUAUCCCGGUUUAAACGUAAAUUUUGCAAUAUAUGUCGAAAACGACUCGAAGACUUCUCAGCUGUUCGAUGUGAAGUAUGCGAAUAUUAUGCACAUGAAGAUUGCAAAGAUUUUGCUGUUAAUGACUGUCGCGAAACAGCUACCUAUGUACCAUCCAGAGACAAUUCAACAACCCCUGUGCGUCAUCAUCAUCAUUGGCGCGAAGGAAACUUACCAACAAAUUCUAAAUGUGCCAUAUGUCGAAAGACAUGUUGGUCCAGUGAAUGUCUUUCCGGCAUGCGAUGUGAAUGGUGUGGAAUAACAACGCAUAGUACAUGCCGUUCACGCGUACCCGAAGAAUGUGGCUUUGGUACACUAAGAGAUAUAAUCAUCCCACCAUAUGCUAUAUCAAUUCCCCGCAUAGCUGAUCUUAAUAAAGAUCUUAUAUUAGGUAUUGGUAAUAAUAUGUCCAAACCAAUCCAGAAUACAUCAAAUAAUAAUUCAAUUCCACAAACAUCAGAUUAUGUUAUUGUUGGUUCAUCAAGUACAACUGAUUCAAAAAAUGCAGGCCUAAUCAUGCGAAGUUCAUCGACAGAACAUCCAUCAGGCGGUGAUCUUGAAGCAGGACCUGCUUCUACCGAAAAAGAACCUCGAAGUCGAGCAGCAGAAACAUAUGCAAGUGGAAAUGUGCAAAUGGAAAAUAUGACAAUUCAAUCUGGUAAACCGAAACAUGUGAAACCGAGUAAUAAAAAUCAACAAGAUGAAGAAGAAGAACGAGAAAUAAUCAAAGUUUAUGAUGGUAAUGCAACAUAUCGUAAUGGCACUCCCCGUUCUAUUUCCGUUCCUAAACAAGCGAGUUAUACCCAAAUCCUGGAGGCUGCACUCCGUACAUUCCAUAUUAAUGAUGAUUGCACAAAAUAUUGCAUUACUAUACCCACAGAUGAUGUUGGUGGCGAUCAACCCCUUGAUGAAAUAGCACCAUUGAAAACUCUCAAACAAACAUUUGGCCGUACACUCAAUACAUAUAUUCGAUAUAAAGAACGAGGUGAUAUGGAUUUCGAUUAUGUUCGAGUCUAUCCUGGCAUUCUUAAAACACAUGAUUGUUUUAAAGUAAUUAAAGUAACAUCAUCAAGUACAACAUCCGAAGUCAUUGCUAAAGCUCUAUCUGACUUUGGCUUAACGAAUGUAAAUGCUGAAAAAUAUUCGCUGGUCGAAGUUUUACUCAUCUCGAAUGUUAACUAUACAGAUCGAAUACUAGAACCUAAUGAAUAUCCUUUACACGUCUUACGACAACAGAGAAAAGAAUCUGUUCGUAGUCAUCGUGUAACACGUUUUUAUUUACAACACAAAGAUGAUCCACACGGACCAUCUGUUUCAUUAUUUGUCGGCAAUUUACCUCCCGGACCUCGUACAGAAAAACAAUAUGAAAAAAUUCUCUUUCAAGAUAUAUUCAAAUCUAAUAAAGAUUUAAAAUGGGAUAAUAUGGAUGUCAUUUAUUAUGAACAUGGGGCAAUGGUUUUAGUUUAUAAUGAUAGUGAUCGUGCAACACGUGCAUAUACUAUUUUACGUCAAGCAUAUCAUGAUCAAAAACAAUUAUUAGUAUUAAUGUUACCGAAUAUUCAACCACAAGUUAUAUCAUCGAAUAUUAGUCCAUUACUUGUUUUUGUUAAUGUUAAAUCAGGUGGACAACAAGGAGCAGAAUUAAUAACUAAUUUUCGUCAUUUACUUAAUCCACAUCAAGUAUUCGAUUUACAAAAUGGUGGACCAUUACCAGGUCUUUAUGUAUUUCGUAAUAUUCCACAUUAUCGUAUAUUAGCAUGUGGUGGCGAUGGAACUGUCGGUUGGGUAUUGAGUUGUUUAGAUAAUGUUGGACAAGAUGCUUUAUGUCAAUCGCCACCUGUUGGUAUUGUUCCGCUUGGUACCGGAAAUGAUUUAGCACGUGUUUUACGUUGGGGAUCAGGUUAUGCAGGUGGCGAAGAACCUUUAGCAUUGCUCAGGGAUAUUGUUGAAGCUGAAGAAAUUAAACUUGAUCGUUGGACUGUGGUUUUUCACCAAGAUCAAGAUAAACGUUUACCAACAGUACCAGAAAUUAAUAGUGGAAAAUCAACGUCAGCUGUAAGAAAAGCAGAAGAAAAUAGAAAAAAUAUACGAAAACUUAAUUUACCACCGCCAUCAAUUACAGUACCGCUUGUCUCACAAGAAGGUUCAACAAGUGAAGAUAAAACAGAAAUGUUUGUUAUGAAUAAUUACUUCGGUCUCGGUCUUGAUGCUGAUAUAUGUUUGGAUUUUCAUAUGGCACGAGAAGAAAAUCCAAAUAAAUUUAAUAGCCGAAUUCAAGCAAAAGGUUAUUAUCUUAAAACUGGCAUAAGAAAAAUGAUGAAGAAAGGUGGUUUAAAAGAUUUUACACGUGAUAUUGUAGUUGAAGUUGAUGGCAAACGUGUAGAUCUACCACAACUGGAAGGCAUUGUUAUUAUGAACAUACUUAGUUGGGCAAGCGGAGCCAAUUUAUGGGGACAUGAAAAAGAUGAGAAAUUUAAUCGGCCAACACAUUACGAUGGAAUGUUAGAAGUAGUUGGUGUUACUGGUAUUGUGCAUCUUGGACAAAUUCAAUCGGGUAUUCGUUCCGGUGUUCGACUUGCUCAGGGUGGACAUGUUCAUAUUCGAAUGAACAAUGAUUAUCCAGUUCCAGUACAAGUUGAUGGUGAACCUUGGCUUCAACCUCCUUGCGACAUAACUAUCAUUCGAUCUGCACUCAAAGCAACAAUGCUUCGUAAACGUAAAUCUAAAAUCAAACGUCGAAAUACAGAGCCAAGUGUCUUUUUUCCUGAUGUAGAUGAUGACUCAAAAGGUUGA
Molecule: messenger RNA, 3345 nt
Organism: Rotaria socialis
Lineage: Eukaryota; Metazoa; Rotifera; Eurotatoria; Philodinida; Philodinidae
Source: the annotation of a GenBank genome assembly